UGCUAGCUGCUAGCAUAGCAACAACAUGGCGGCGUCCACGAGAGCGCAGGUGAUGUCUCUGUACAGGAUGCUGCUGACGGAGAGCGGCAGGUUCCCCUCCUACAACUACAGGACCUAUGCUGUGCGGCGGGUGCGUGAUGCCUUCAGGGCCAACAGGAAAGUGGAGGACCCAAAAGCUGUGGAGAGACUGAUGGUGGAGGGACGGCAGACACUGGCACUGAUAAAGAGACAGGUCUCCAUAGGGAAGAUGUACGAGACCCAGAAGAACGUGGUGGACGACUAAACCCUCCCCGUCAGACAGGAAGUGACAUCAGAGGACCGCAUCACUGCCCUGACAUCAUCACCUGCCUGCUUCCUCUUCCGGCCCAAACACCGCUCCAUCUCUGGAGGUGUGAAAUGCAUUGUGGGAGAUGUAGGACAGAGUGGAGCUGUGAAUUAUUUUUCUUUUCUGACGCACGUGUGAUGAUAUGAAAUAUAAAGAAUAUAUAUAUAAUAUUCAGAGGGUGUGAAAGGGUUAAUUUACCAGCUGAUUACUGACAUUAAGAGAUUAGUUUUUGUUUUACAAGUUUUCUGAAUUGUUUCGUUUGAUUAAUUUGUGGAUUGAGGAGAAAUCUGAAGACUCAAAUAGACAAAGUAGAAAAAUAAACGUUUUCUUCCCUCUCGACUCUA
Molecule: messenger RNA, 669 nt
Organism: Anoplopoma fimbria (sablefish)
Lineage: Eukaryota; Metazoa; Chordata; Actinopteri; Perciformes; Anoplopomatidae
Gene: lyrm4b
Product: LYR motif-containing protein 4B
Exons: 3
Coding region: 26-283 (85 amino acids)
Biological process (GO): iron-sulfur cluster assembly
Cellular component (GO): mitochondrion; L-cysteine desulfurase complex
Source: RefSeq, a predicted model, not a curated record